AAAAGCCACUUUCUCUCUCUCUCUCCCCUCCAAUACGCUCCCCAACAAGUCCACCCUCUCUCUCUCCACUCACUCCCUCCCUUCCUCUAAAAUCCCCAAUUCCAAUUUCGAUUCCGAUCGAAGCGUCUUCAAUCCACAAAAAGGGAUAUGUGGCACCAAGUGCCUCGAGUUCUCCACAGCAGAGAUAAUAAGUAAAAGAAGACAAUGGGAGGCUGCUGCUGCUGUUCUUCCAAAGGAACGGAGCUAAAUGCUGCACCAACAUACUAUUACUUUCCAAGGACAUCGGAUGAGCAUGUUCCUUUAUCGUCUCGCCAAGGAGGUGCCUCUGCAGUCUCUACUGGGCUCCUAGUUGAUACAAAUUUGGAUACAUCAAUACCUGACACUUAUAGACCACCUCCUGCCCCUAUUCCAUAUGAUGUGGCUAUAGAGGAUCCUCAUACUCCACCAUCGGUGCAAGAGAUUUGUGGCAGCAAGAGUGAAUCAGCAUUGCAGACAGCAACAAAUUCUGAUUCUGUUCAAGAAGCAGUUGGUGGAAAUACCCGAGAAGUUUCACCCAAGUGUGAAGACCUGAAGGGUGCGGACUGCAAAGCCCAAACUGAUUCAGAACUUGAUCCGUUGAAGAAGUCAGAAGUUGAACUUGCGAAAUCAGUGGAAUCUAUUACUUUAACAAUGGAGGAAGAGGAUCUUUGUCCCACCUGUUUGGAAGAGUAUGAUCCACAAAAUCCAAAAAUUACCACAAAAUGCGAUCAUCAUUUUCACCUUGCUUGCAUUCUUGAAUGGAUGGAACGAAGUGACACAUGUCCUGUGUGUGAUCAGGAAAUGAUAUUUGAGCCUCCAAUCUAGUAUCAUCCAGCAAUUGAAGUCCAGUUCUCUCCAUUUUGAAGUAUGGUUUGAGAUGCCGAGGUUACAAAUGCACGAAGGUUUUUAUUUCCUCCUAUUCUGUGCUCACGGUUAGGUGCCAGUCACAGAUAUGGUUGGUUUUUGGUUUUGUUUGUGGAGCUAUGCUCGUUCAAAUGCAGUGCCCUCGUGCAUUUGAUUCCUUUCAACUCAAUGAUAAUGAAAAGGAAGAGGGGUUAGAGUUGACACUGGCAUGAAAUUAGUAUUGAACUCGAUUUUCUAUUUGUAGUGCAUACAUCUUAGAUCUUAGAGCAAAGUAUUAUGAAUGAUAGAAUGAAUGACAUGGGUUAAAAUAGUGACUGAAGACGGGGAUAGUAGUCAGAGUCGUUGUCCACAAUGGCAGGUUAGUUUCCAAACAAGAAAGGUGAACGCUUUGUUCUCUGUUUUUUCAGAGUAUAGUUUCUUCCUUGUUUUCUUGUGGUGAGCCUGGCCAUAUGUGUGCUGCUGAUUUUUGUUCUCUCCCUUGUCAUAUAAAUGGCAUCAAAUUACUGGUCCGUUUGCUGGUGGUGGGGUCGUUUAGUGUAAUGGAGGAUGGAAGGUGAUGGAAGGUUCAUAUUGGUUUUUCAGAUUAUUUAUGUAUAUAACGACGAGUUGGUGAUAGGUUUUGAUUGAGUUGAUCGGCAUGUAGAUUCGUGUUAUACAUGUUCAACGUUCUGUCUUUUAUUAAUACUAUACAUAUAUACAUAUAAGUUGCUUUUUUUGGGUCA
Molecule: messenger RNA, 1604 nt
Organism: Pyrus x bretschneideri (Chinese white pear)
Lineage: Eukaryota; Viridiplantae; Streptophyta; Magnoliopsida; Rosales; Rosaceae
Product: probable E3 ubiquitin-protein ligase RHB1A
Exons: 5
Coding region: 205-843 (212 amino acids)
Molecular function (GO): ubiquitin-protein transferase activity
Source: RefSeq, a predicted model, not a curated record